AUGUUGGGGCUACUUUUCUUACUUGCGACAGGCAUUCUGCUUGUCUCCUAUCUCAUACUAUAUCCAACGGUAGAAUAUUACUAUGACCCCAAGGGUCUUCGGAAAUUUCCCAACUUGAAUGCCCUUUCUGGCCUGACCAAUCUCAGUUUUGUAUACGAGGCAAGAAAGGGAAUACGAUCAGAAAAGCUUCUCGAACUGCACAAGAAGUUUCCUGAUAUCUAUGGUCAUGGUACACCAUGCAUUAAGGACGAUUUCUACACCGUCCUCGUCGGUUCUCAUUAUCACCUGGCCGAUGUGGUGGAUAAACCAGAUCACGCUCGCAAGCGCAAGAUUCUGUCUUCAGCAUAUGCCCUAAAGAAUCUUGAGGGGUGGGAACACAAAGUCGCCGAUAAGACCGAGAGACUGGUGCGUGCCUUCGAUGCGCGUUGUACUGUACCUCUUGCUGCAAAUGACACAAAGAAGAUAUCUGCCGAUGACCUUACUGUCGACUACCGUGCCUGGACCAAUUUUUUCACCAUUGACGCCAUUGCGGACAUCGGUCUCUCCGAGCGACUUGGUUUCUUGGACAAUGGCAAUGAUAUCGUCACGGCCGAGCGCAAGGACGGCACGAUAUACACCGUACCUUCAUAUCGUGCAUGCCUGCAUGCUACAGCCCGGGCUCAAUCGAACCUUGUAUGGGCUUACAAUUGGUUCCCAUUUCUUACCAAAGUGAGUAAGAUCAUUUCGCCUAGGUUUCGAGAAUACUGGCGCUUGAAUGAAGGCUGGAAUGAUAUUGUUUGGCACCGAACAUGUCAGCGUCUCCGUCGUUACCAGGCUGGCGAAGUACUUGAUGACUUCUUCACUUCCCUGAUGGAGGACAAGUCUGGUAAUAUGAACAUGAUGGAGUUCGGUGAAAUCAUGGCUGAGGUCUCCAUCAUGAUGAAUGCUGGUUCUGACACGACUGCGCUAGCAAUGAACAAUGCCAUGUUCCUAAUGCUCAAGAACCCACGUUGUCUAGCAAAGUUAAGAGAGGAACUAGACUCUGUUCUCGAUCCAGAAGAUGUUGUUGCACCAUACGACAAGAUCCGCUACCUACCUUAUCUUCGUGCAUGUCUUGAUGAAUCUAUGCGUAUUUAUCCGCCUACCUCAUUUGGUCUCCCUCGCCGCACUCCUCACGAAGGUGCAUUUAUUGGGGAUGACCAAAUUGCGGGCGACACUACGGUGUCUAUUUCUGCAUACGUGGCACACAGAAACCCGUCUAUUUUCCCGGACCCAGACGCCUUCCAGCCGGAAAGAUGGGUGGGAGAAAAUGGCAAAGAAUUGAAACCUUACUUUAUCAGCUUUUCGGCAGGAGCAAGAGGAUGUAUCGGACGAAACAUUAGCUACCUUGAACAAAGUGUUGUUCUCGCUAGUGUAUUGCACAGAUAUGAGUUUGCUCUACCCAGUGCAGACUGGGAACCUACUCGAUGGGAGAGCUUUAAUCUGAUGGCUAGCUCUAUGCCCGUGAAGGUGUGGAGGAGGACUUUUUGA
This is a messenger RNA of Talaromyces rugulosus, 1509 nucleotides long. RefSeq lists its product as uncharacterized. The record is from RefSeq and is a predicted model, not a curated record. Gene Ontology annotation, molecular function: heme binding; oxidoreductase activity, acting on paired donors, with incorporation or reduction of molecular oxygen; monooxygenase activity. Bases 1 to 1509 code for a protein of 502 amino acids. The transcript is spliced from 2 exons. Lineage: Eukaryota; Fungi; Ascomycota; Eurotiomycetes; Eurotiales; Trichocomaceae.